AUGGAGGACGCCGGGCAGGAUGGGGCAACUCGUGACACCGGCAAAGGGACGCUGGCGGGACCAAGAAUGGGGAGGGCACAAAAGGUCAGGAUGCUUGCUGGAACUGCGGCCGCCACCGCGGCGAGGGUUAAGAAGCCAGAGGUUCUCUCGCAGAGCAUCUCCUUCCCCACGCAGGGUGCAGCUGCUGUGCGGACCUACCCAGACCAUGAAUAG
This is a messenger RNA of Miscanthus lutarioriparius, 213 nucleotides long. NCBI's taxonomy places the organism in Eukaryota, Viridiplantae, Streptophyta, Magnoliopsida, Poales, Poaceae. The record is from the annotation of a GenBank genome assembly.